GAGAGAGCUACUGUUCGCUCUUUCGAUCGUGUCUCAGCUAUCUACGCACGACCAGGGCGCACUGCGCGGCCCGAGUAUCCAGCUUUGACAUUCCGGCAUUCUUGCGCGUCAUGGAUCGAUCGCCUCCUCUCCUUCUUCUUGAUCGCUUCCUGUGAUCUUCCAGCGGCAAUGCCGGGGAUUUCUCCUGACGAGUGAUAGGCUAGGAGCAUCGGUUGGGAGAGCGGCUCGAGCAGGGAAAGCAAAAUGGGGAAGAAGGUCUGGAGCGUCGCCAGGAGCGUUCUUGGAUUGCGAAUGUGUUCUUGGACAUUCCCGGCCGAUUCCGAGGGCUUUCCAUCCGACGAAGAAUGGGAUUUCCAAGGCCGGCCGGCAACGCCGGCACGAUCAUCCAUCAAGAGUUCUUGCCCGAUCUGCCUGGAAGCUAUCAAAACCGGGGUUGGACAGGCACUCUUCACAGCCGAGUGCUCGCACACCUUCCACUUCUCGUGCAUUGCGUCCAACGUGAAGCACGGCAACAUGGUGUGUCCCGUGUGUCGAUCCCGGUGGAAGGAAGUUCCAUGGCACGGCCCUCUUCCAGACACGAACAAGCCCAAGAGAUCCUCGACCCCGCCGCCGCCACUCAUCAUCCCACCACCAUCGCCGCUGCCAAGUUUCAACGAGCUUCUCCGCCAAGAACAACAACAACAACACGAGGAACAGGACCCCGUCAUACGAAUCAUUGACGAGUCGAUCGCAAACGCCAAUGCCACUCAAGAAAUCAGUCGAGCGUCGCCACCCUCGAGGCAACAGCAGCAGCAGCAUCAAGUCAUAGAACCUCUCGUUUACGACGAUGACGAAGCUCUCGCCAACCAAGGCUCUUGCGACGAUGAGUUUCCAGAAAAUGUGACUUCGUCCGAGCAAAGAUCCAAGCUCGAGCUCAGCGCUUACGCAGAAGUUGGCAGCGUGUCAUUCUCGGAGCAGCGGAACAGUUUCAACGUCCUGGUUCACGUCAAAGCUCCGGAGCUUCUCGAUUCCGGGACAGAACCAGCAGUCUUGGAUCGAGCGCCGAUCGAUCUAGUGACAGUCCUGGACGUGAGCGGAAGCAUGGCAGGGACAAAGCUCUUGCUCCUCAAGCGAGCAAUGGCGUUUGUGAUCCGCAACUUAAGCUCCCGGGACCGUCUCUCGGUGGUGGUGUUUUCCUCGUCGGCAAAGAGGCUCUUCCCGCUCAAGACUAUGGUGGAGGAAGGCCGGCAGUUCGCGCUGCGAGCAGUGGAGACGUUGGUUUGCACCGGAGGAACGAACAUUGCCGAGGGGCUGCGCAAAGGAUCGAAAGUUUUGGAAGAGAGGCAGCACAAGAAUCCAGUCGCGAGUAUAAUGCUGCUCUCCGACGGACAUGACACUUACUCGCUGGGAACUCGGGGCCAGGUUUUCAACUCCUCUCCAAGCUCCAGCUUCCACCGUCACAAGCUACUGUCACGACGAUUGAGCAACACCGGACAGAUAUCGCCACGCAUUCCAGUCCACACUUUCGGAUUCGGAGCUGAUCACGACGCUGCGACCAUGCACUCCAUUUCUCAAGUCUCGGGAGGAACCUUCUCGUUUAUCCAGGCAGAAGGUGGCGUCCAGGACGCUUUUGCUCAGUGCGUCGGGGGACUUCUAAGCGUUGUCGUCCAGGACGUUCAGCUGGUAGUCUCCACGAACGUUGGAGGAUGUGAAGCCGGAGGGUCUCGGAUAACGAGCGUUCAUGCUGGCAGCUACAGGAGCUCGGUCGUGGAGGAUUCGUCACGAGCAACCGUGAAGCUGGGGGAUCUCUAUGCCGACGAGGAACGAGACGUUCUUCUGGAGAUUAGGCUCCCGGCACUCAACUUCAGCCUCAAGGAACAGUUUAUCCUCGAAGCUAGGUGCUCUUUCACCGAUCCAGUGCGUGGAGAGAAGCUUCACACUGCGUCCCGGAAGCUCUCGAUCGCUCGUCCGGAUUUCGUGAGCGCCAACCGGCAACAUGUUAGCGUGGAAGUUGAUCGACAAAGGAACCGGCUGCUGGCAGCAAAGACGAUCUCCGAGGCUGGUUUUUUGGCAGAUUCCGGUGACAUCGAGGCAGCUCAGACGUGUCUUCGAGCAACUCAGCAGCUAAUCCAAGCCUCGCUUUCGUUGCAAGGUGGUGACAAACUCUCCAAGGCGCUUGAGUCCGAGCUUGGAGAAAUCCAGGAGAGGAUUGGAAACAGGCAGCUCUACGAGAGAAGUGGUCGAGCAUACAUUCUCUCGGCUCAAAGCUCGCAUUUCUCACAGCGAGCCACGACGAGAGGAUACUCAUACAAUCGAGACUAUCAGACGCCUUCCAUGACUGGAAUGAUUCUACGCUCGCAGCAACAUCCGGGCUACAGUAGCUCACCUCUUAGGAGCUAACUAUCCAAUGGAGGCGAAAUUUAUAUUUCUCCAACAGAUGCAUGUCCUCGGUUUGAGAUUGACGAGGCCAAGCUAGUCUCUCUAGCAAAACUUUGGCUCGGCGACAGGAAAACAAAGGGAUACGAUAGAAAAAAGUGUCAGCUAGAGUAUCAGGGUUCCAGGGAUUUGUGAUGGAUCGGAUCGGCUCCAGAGGGAACUUGCCUCUCGGGUUGGAUGGCAUUGAGCUGCUUGCUGGAAGGAUCGUCCUUGAAAGUUCGAGGUGGGAUAGAACGAGCUGCUGGGAUAGCAUUUAUGGAAGAAGUUGCUGGACCAGAUUGAGAAGAAUCCUUGGAAGAAGUUGCUGCUGGAACUGAGAUAGAAUCCUUGGAAGAAGAAGAAGGAACUGGGAUAGAAUCCUUGGACGAAAAAGCUGCUGCUGGAACUGGGAUAGGAUCCUUGGAAAAAGAAGCUGCUCCUGGAACUGGGAUAGAAUUCUUGGAAGAAGAAGCUGCUGGUGGAAAUGGGAUGGAGUCCUUGGAAGAAGAUGAAGUUACUGGGAUGGAUUGAGAUCGAUGCGUCAAGACAUCGUGGUGAGGCUUGCCGACGGCCGAGUUCCAGCACGCAACGAAGUCCUUGAGGCGCUGGAAUGGAUCUUCCGGUCCAGUGGGAACUUCUCGCUCGAGGUGGUGAUUGCCGGAGGGUGGCGCAGGGAUCCCGACGCCGAAUUCUUUGCGGCAAGCCGCCUGACUGAUCGAGUUUUGGUACUGCUUUGGAUCCGAGGGGCCGGAAGGAAUGAGCCUCUCCGGCUGUUCCUCGCGAUCGCGGAGAAGAAGUUUACGCGAAGUUCCUGGAUCUGGCAACGAAAAAACCAACGAAAGUUAAGAUCGAUACUGGGCGAUCGAGAGUGGAGGGAGCUGCUGCUUACCUCGAGAUUCCAGAGCGUAGCAGCAUAGCAAAGCCAUGAAGAAGAAAAGGAUGAGCGAGUGGAGCUCUAGCGCCAUGGAAGGAGAGAUUGAUGGAUAGUGGUAUGUUAGCGAUCGAUCUGGGCUGAGAUGCCAUCGCGCUGGAUUUAAAUGGUGGCCAGCCGGAAUUUCCGUUGCAUGGAGAGCAUGGGAGGGUGUUAAACGGUAACGAAACGCUCGCCACAGUGGGGAGAUUGUGAAAGCAAGAUGCGCCGCCUCGCCGGAUUAGUUAUAGCAGUUUUAUAAAGGAAGGGAAUGUUUAGCGCGCGCCCAAGAACCCUAAAAUUAAAACACUUUUGCGCGCCAAA
Messenger RNA from Selaginella moellendorffii, 3628 nucleotides. RefSeq lists its product as uncharacterized. Lineage: Eukaryota; Viridiplantae; Streptophyta; Lycopodiopsida; Selaginellales; Selaginellaceae. The record is from RefSeq and is a predicted model, not a curated record. The transcript has 3 exons. The coding region runs from base 244 to 2379 and encodes 711 amino acids.